AUGUCGUCUAACGAAGACGACCUCAACGAUCGCGAAAGCUCCCAUGAGCCGUCUCAAUCCAAGAAAAGACGAGUUGCUAGAGCCUGUGAUUCUUGUCGUAAACGCAAAAGCGACGGAAUCCAGAUGCGUGGGAGUCAAUGCUCGAACUGUAUCGCCUCCAAUUUUGAUUGCACUUAUGUAGAAGCAGCCAAGAAACGUGGACCCCCAAAGGCAUACGUUGAAAGCUUGGAAACUCGAAUUGAGAAGAUAACAACCCUCUUCCACAAUUUAAUGCCCGACUUGGACCUCGCGAAGGAGCUGGAAUCAAAUUUGUCAGGCAAGAGGAACAACUCCUGGCAGCGUCCAAACGCACACUCUCCUCCGAGCAGAAAUAGCACUACUGAAGCCGCCAUUAGUGCCAUUCGUCGGUGGGACAUAUCUCCAGAAUCAUCCUCACAACAAAACGCGGAGGACGGAGAACACAUAGAACUUGCUGAUAACAUCAAGAGCCUGCAAGUCGAUUCCCGCGAGUAUCGAUUCUUCGGGAAAUCAAGCGGUGCUAUGCUCAUCAAAACAGCAAUUGACCUAAAGCAGGAAUUCACAGGAAGGAAAACCGAUAUGAAACCUGUCGUACUGGGAGAACGCAGACCAGAAUUUUGGCAACCUCUGCCUUGGGAGGAUAAUGCAUCUGAUAAUUCUAGUCUUAAUUAUACUUUUCCGGAAGCAGAUCUUCUGGCAAGUCUCAUUAACGCCUACUUUGACAACGUAAACAUUAUCCUUCCUCUCCUCCAUCGUCCGACAUUCGAACGGUCCGUGUUAGAAAAGCUGCACUACCACGACGAUAUGUUCGCUGCAAUUGUCCUGCUGGUCUGUGCGGUUGGAUCGAGGUAUAUCGAUGAUCGAAGAGUCUUACUUGACGGAGUUCGCUCUUGGCAUUCGUGCGGAUGGAGGUAUUUCAAUCAAGUUCAACUAGUACGCAAGUCAUUGUUGGCACCACCCACCUUGUAUGACCUUCAGUUUUAUUGUCUUUCGGUACAAUUUUUACAAGGUUCAUCUGCGCCUCAUUCAUGCUGGACAAUGGUUGGCAUAGGCAUUCGGCUCGCGCAAGAUGUGGGUGCCCACCGGCGUAAACCAACAAAACCCCUGACAGUAGAAAAUGAGUUAUGGAAAAGAGCCUUUUGGGUUUUGGUUUGUAUGGAUCGUAUGUUCAGUACGGGGUUGGGUAGACCUUGUGCUAUACAGGACGAAGAUUAUGACUUGGACAUGCCUGUCGAAUGUGACGACGAGUAUUGGGAGCACCCAGAUCCAGCUAUGGCCUUCAGACAACCUCCCGGAAAACCUUCUACCGUGUCUGCGUUUAAUACUUUCAUCAGGCUUAAUGUACUUCUAUCGAUAGCGCUGAGGACCAUUUAUGCCAUUAACAAGUCGAAGAUCCUGAUGGGCUUUGGAGAAGUCCAAUGGGAGCAACAUAUCGUCGCAGAACUAGAUUCUGCGUUGAACCGAUGGGUAGAUUCAGUUCCCGAUCAUCUCCGUUGGGAUCCUAAUCGCGAAGAUGAAACUUUCUUCAGUCAAUCGGUUAUGCUUUAUUCACAUUAUUAUCUCGUCCAAAUCCUUGUCCAUAGGCCGUUCAUUCCUUCCCCGAAGAAGCCCUCGCCGCUAUCGUUUCCUUCCUUAGCUAUUUGUACGAACGCAGCGAGAUCGGCAAGUCACAUCAUUGACGUGCAAAGGAAAAGACAAACUUCUGUGCUUCCGUUCUCACAGAUUACUACAUUCACGGCUGGCAUCGUCCUUCUAUUGAACAUUUGGGGUGGCAAACGCUCUGGUUUGUCUACUGACCCAAAUAAGGAGAUGACUGAUGUGUACAAAUGCAUGCAAUCGCUUAAAUGCUGCGAAGACAAGGAUAUUCUGUACGAACUUGCUUCUGUUGGCGAGCUUCCUCUACCUAAUGCUAGCCCAACGGCAACGAACAAGCGGGAACGAGGAGCCGAAAGCCCAAUGUCAUCCGCAGAAACUUCAGAGGGCAGUCCUUGCCUUUCGCUUUCAGACGCCCCUGUUUCUCCGGACUCGCGCUCCAUAGCCGGUUCUCGACGUGUUUCUGCUGCUACGUCAGGCAAUUUUGACUUUCUUAAGCCCACGGCAACCGCGACAUCAUCGCUUCAUCAUACCGCUGUAGGCGAAAGCGCACUUUCAACUGACUCAUCCCCUGGGAUGCAACUCUUCUCUCUUCCCGUUUACAGCAAUGAGCUCGGUCGAUUACCCCUAUAUGGACAGGUUAACUUUUCGGCAAGACCUCAUCCCAACUCGCAGCCUCUAGACUGGUGUCCUCCUCAUCGUGCGGGAUCUUCCAGUUCAAAUGUGCCCGAAAUCGUCACACAUUCACAAUACAUCCCGCCUGAAUACUAUAACUAUGGUCAUAACGAAAGCGGAGUUGCUCCACCGACGAAUUCCGCUGUGCAUGAUUCAAUGUUAUACCACAAUGGUCCGCUGAAUGAUACCGCGGGUCCUGGUCUUUCCUCUGUGGCUGCAUAUUCUGGAGACUCACCACUACAUCCUUCGGACGGUUUGCUCUCAAGCAGGAACGGUGUAAAUAUGCCUAUGUCCUUAGAUAGUGAUACGUUCGCCAUGUGGUCAAACGCACCUUCUGGGUUCGAACUCGAUGAUUGGGGGACAUAUUUGACCAACGUGAGCGAACUAACACAAACCAUGAAUCGUGGUCAAGAUUCCUUCCAACAAGGUUAA
Molecule: messenger RNA, 2718 nt
Organism: Lentinula edodes (shiitake mushroom)
Lineage: Eukaryota; Fungi; Basidiomycota; Agaricomycetes; Agaricales; Omphalotaceae
Product: fungal-specific transcription factor domain-containing protein
Exons: 13
Coding region: 1-2718 (905 amino acids)
Biological process (GO): regulation of DNA-templated transcription; DNA-templated transcription
Molecular function (GO): DNA-binding transcription factor activity, RNA polymerase II-specific; zinc ion binding; DNA binding
Source: RefSeq, a predicted model, not a curated record